Fukomys damarensis (Damara mole-rat) is the source of this 2279-nucleotide messenger RNA. RefSeq names its product sterol O-acyltransferase 1 (gene Soat1). The record is from RefSeq and is a predicted model, not a curated record. Gene Ontology annotation, cellular component: endoplasmic reticulum membrane. Gene Ontology annotation, biological process: cholesterol efflux; cholesterol homeostasis; cholesterol metabolic process. The transcript has 16 exons. Bases 19 to 1698 code for a protein of 559 amino acids. Lineage: Eukaryota; Metazoa; Chordata; Mammalia; Rodentia; Bathyergidae. Gene Ontology annotation, molecular function: fatty-acyl-CoA binding; cholesterol binding; cholesterol O-acyltransferase activity.
UCAGUGGUGGGUAAAGAGAUGUCUCCAAGAAAGCGGCUGUCGAAGUCCAGUGAAAAUCUUGAGAAAGAUGAAGACCAGAGAACCUCUCCAGAGGAGUACCUGGAGACAUUUCGAAAUGGUCGAAUUGACAUAAAACAGUUGAUAGCAAAGAAAAGACAAUUGACAGCAGAAGCAGAGCAUUUGAAGCCACUUUUUUUGAAGGAAGUUGGUAGUCACUUUGAUGAUAUUGUGACCAGUCUUAUUGAAAAAUCUGCCUCAUUAGACAAUGGUGGGUGUCCUCUUACAACUUUUUCCAUACUUGAAGAAAUGAAAAACAACCACAGAACAAAAGAUAUGAGAGCACCUCCAGAACAAGGAAAGAUUUUUAUUUCAAGACGCUCUCUCUUGGAUGAGCUGUUUGAAGUGGACCACAUCAGGACAAUAUAUCACAUGUUUAUUGCCAUCCUCAUUAUCUUUAUCCUCAGUACACUUGUGGUAGAUUACAUUGAUGAAGGAAGGCUGGUGCUUGAAUUCAAUCUCCUGUCUUAUGCUUUUGGAAAAUUUACUGUUGUUAUUUGGACAUGGUGGGCCAUGUUCUUGACUACACUUUCAGUUCCCUAUUUCCUAUUUCAUUGUUGGGCCAGUGGCUACAGGAAGAGUUCUCAUCCAGUUAUCUCUUCUGUUGUCUAUGGCUUGUUCUUCACAUUCUUCCAGCUUGGAAUUCUAGGUGUGGGACCAACAUAUAUUGUAUUGGCCUAUGCACUGCCGCCAGCUUCCCGGUUCAUUGUUAUACUUGAACAGAUUCGUUUGAUAAUGAAGGCCUAUUCAUUUGUAAGAGAGAAUGUGCCAAGGGUACUAAAGGCAGCUAAGGAGAAGUCAAGCGCAGUUCCAGUACCCACGGUUAACCAGUACUUAUACUUCCUGUUUGCUCCUACACUUAUAUACCGUGACAACUAUCCCAGAACUCCCACUAUAAGAUGGCGUUAUGUUGCUAUGCAGUUUGCACAGGUUUUUGGUUGCCUUUUUUAUGUGUACUACAUCUUUGAAAGGCUUUGUGCACCAUUGUUUGGGAAUAUCAAACAGGAGCCUUUCAGCGCUCGUGUUCUGGUCCUAUGUGUAUUUAACUCCAUCUUGCCAGGUGUGCUGAUAUUCCUUCUUUCUUUUUUUGCUUUUUUGCACUGCUGGCUCAAUGCCUUUGCUGAGAUGUUACGAUUUGGGGACAGGAUGUUUUAUAAGCAUACGGUUUCUGCCGGAUCCUGUGAGGAUAUAUCAGUGACUAAGGAUUGGUGGAAUUCUACAUCAUACGCUAACUAUUAUAGAACCUGGAAUGUAGUGGUCCAUGACUGGCUAUACUACUAUGCUUAUAAGGACCUUCUUUGGUUUUUUUCAAAGAGAUUCAAAGCUGCUGCCAUGUUUGUUGUCUUCGCUUUGUCUGCUGUGGUUCAUGAAUAUGCCCUAGCUGUUUGCUUGAGCUACUUCUAUCCAGUCCUCUUUGUGCUCUUCAUGUUCUUUGGAAUGGCUUUAAACUUCAUUAUCAAUGAUAAUUGGAAAAGGCCAAUUUGGAACAUUAUGAUGUGGGCUUCCCUUUUCUUGGGCCAGGGAGUACUUGUUUGUUUUUAUUCUCAAGAAUGGUAUGCACGUCAACACUGUCCUCUGAAAAAUCCUACAUUUCUGGAUUAUGUUCGGCCACGUUCCUGGACUUGCCGUUACGUGUUUUAGAAGCUUGGACUUUAUUUCCUCUUUGUCACUGAAGAUUUGAAUGUUCUGCCUGAUUUGGGGCCGGCUGUUUCUAGCUGUUACUGAAGUUGGGACCACUCCAGCCUUUACAGCACAUCGUGACUCACUCCAUUCCUAUCUGGGCUGUUGAAUAUCACUGGAAUCUUGUAUUCUACCCCCAGCCCCCUUCUCGGGAGAAGGGAGACUUGUAGCUGAGGUUAUGACAGAUUUUUGCUGGGUCAUCUCAGUUUAAGCCCUGAUGAUUGUACCUGUUUCAUGAAUCUUUCUAGUCAGAAAGUAAACAUCUCUCUUUUUUUAUUUUUUGUCACUGAGUUAUCCAAAAAGAGUUAUAAAGAACAAGAUCAUUUAAGUACUUCUGGCUUAGAAUUUUUUUCAUACAUACUAUUAGAAGUUAUGCUAAUUAAAAAUGCAAUUGGGGAAGAGAAGAAAAAAACAUGUAAUAGUUUUUUGCUAUUUCUAGCAGAAAGGGAAGAUAAUCUAUUUUCCAAGAUAAUCUCAUUAUAUACUUUAAUUUGUAAUGUUUUUAAUGUUCAAGUCUGUUCAUCUUUUUCCUUCUCUGUGCA